GGGGUUCCCAGGAGGAGUUAGCGGACUAGUGAGGUGUGGGCAAGACCGGGAGGCAGGGCCCGCGGCUGGAGGUCGGCCAGAAAGGGCCUGGGAGCGGUGUCUGGCUCCAGCCAGACGCGGACCUCUGUGCUGCAGCCCCCGCCCGACCCUUUGGGGCCUUCCAGUCGUGGCCAGUGUUUUCAUCCUUGACACUUUGCCCCGGGUACGGGCCUCCAGGCCCAGUCUCGCCCUCCCGAGUCCGGAGACCCUCGGUCGUGUCCUUCCUGGGCGAAGCGGGCGGGUCGGGCUCCGACGCUUUGGCGGCGCCCGGAACCCCAGGCUCGCGGCUCCAGUUUCCGGCCGGCGGAGGCGCUCAGCUCCCCGAGGCCACGGAAGCGGGCUCAGGGGGCCGGGCCGAGGUCGGACCGGAGAUGGCGCCUCCAGCGGGCGGCGCGGCCGCCUCCUCGGACCCGGGCUCGCCGGCGGUGCUCUUGGCCGUGCACGCCGCGGUGAGGCCGCUGGGCGCGGGGCCGGACGCCGAGGCACAGCUGCGGAGGCUGCAGCUGAGCGCGGACCCCGAGCGACCGGGGCGCUUCCGGCUGGAGCUGCUGGGCGCGGGACACGGGGCGGUAGGUUUGGAGUGGCCCUUGGAGUCAGUUUACUACACCGUCCGAGGCCCCAGCCAGCAUGAGCUGCAGCCUCCACCAGGAGGGCCUGGGACCCUUGGCCUGCACUUCACGGAUCCGCAGGAAGCUCAGCGGUGGGCAGCCCUGGUCCGCAGUGCCACCAUGGAAGGACAGAAUGGCUUGCCCCCAGCCCUAGGCCCAGAUACGUGCCCUGUUUCCCCGCCCAGUCCCCUUGAGGUGCCCACACCCAAGGCCCCCCAACCCAAGGUGCAUCUUCCCUGGAGCCCUGGAGACUUGUUGGAGAAAGAAGAGCUGGCAGGGCGCCUGGCUCAGGCCAUAGAAAGUGGGGAUGAGAAGCGGGCAGCCGAGGCAGCCGCCACCCUGGCCCAGCACCACGCGGCCCUCAGGAUCCAGCUGCAGGAGGCCUGCUUCUCGCCUGGCCCCGUCAGGCUACAGGUCACGGUUGAAGACGCUGCAUCCUCUGCCCAUGUGUCACUGCAGGUCCACCCCCACUGCACCGUCAGGGCCCUCCAGGAGCAGGUCUUCUCAGAGUUUGGCUUCCCUCCGGCCGUGCAGCGCUGGGUCAUUGGGAGGUGCCUGUGUGCCCCUGAGUGCAGCCUCGCUUCCUAUGGGGUCCAGAGGGACGGGGACCCGGCCUUUCUCUACCUGCUCUCAGCCCCCCGAGAAGCCCCAGGACGCAAUCCUCAGCGCCCCCAUAAGAUGGAGGGGGACCUAGGCCGCCUGUUUCCUCAGUCCUUGGGGCUGCCCCGAGCCCCUCAGCCUGCCAGCUCCAGCCUCCCCACCCCCCUUCAGCCCGGCUGGUCCUGCCCUUCCUGCACCUUCAUCAACGCCCCGAGCCGACCCGGCUGUGAGAUGUGUUCCACCCAGAGGCCCUGGGCUUGGGACACCCUUCCCACAGCCUCCACCCAGCAGGUCCCAAGGCGAGAGGACGGCCCGAGGUCCCUGGACCCUCUUCUGAACCUCUCCGGGAACCUGUCCUGACUGCGUGCUGGGACGGCCACGAGUAGGGGAGGAGGCUGUGAGCUGGAGUCAUUAAAGGCACUGCUGAGCUGGC
Messenger RNA from Phacochoerus africanus (Common warthog), 1680 nucleotides. RefSeq names its product SHANK associated RH domain interactor (gene SHARPIN). NCBI's taxonomy places the organism in Eukaryota, Metazoa, Chordata, Mammalia, Artiodactyla, Suidae. Bases 411 to 1607 code for a protein of 398 amino acids. The record is from RefSeq and is a predicted model, not a curated record. Gene Ontology annotation, cellular component: LUBAC complex. The transcript is spliced from 9 exons. Gene Ontology annotation, biological process: positive regulation of canonical NF-kappaB signal transduction; proteasome-mediated ubiquitin-dependent protein catabolic process; protein linear polyubiquitination. Gene Ontology annotation, molecular function: ubiquitin binding; ubiquitin-protein transferase activity.